AUGGAACAAUAUGAGCCUUUAGAAAUUAUUGGUACAGGAUCUUUUGGCCUCAUUCGUAAAGUAAGACGAAAAUCCGAUAGUAAGAUUUUAGCACGCAAAGAAAUUGACUAUCGGCGCAUGAAUGAUAAAGAAAUGACUCAACUUAUGACAGAAGUUAAUAUUCUCCGUGAACUUAAUCAUCCCAAUAUUGUGCGUUACUAUGAUCGACAUAUUGAUCAAAUGAAUUGUAUGAUGUACAUUAUUAUGGAAUAUUGCGAAGGAGGUGACCUUUCCUCAAUAAUCAAGAAAUGCAAAAAAGAAAGAAAUUAUUUGCCUGAAAACACUAUUUGGUACUUCUUUAUUCAGAUAUUGCGAGCGCUUCAUGAAUGUCAUUAUGGCUAUGGUAGUAGCAAAUGUGGUUCAGAUCAUAGUCAACAACACAUAACGAUAUUACAUCGUGAUAUAAAACCGGAUAAUGUAUUAUUGGGUAGUGAUAAUAAGCUUAAAUUGGGCGAUUUUGGUUUGUCGAAAAAACUGAAUUUAGGUCGAGAGCUUGCACAAACUUAUGUUGGUACACCUUAUUAUAUGUCUCCGGAACUAAUAGCUGAAUCACAUUAUGAUACUAAGUCUGAUAUUUGGUCACUUGGAUGUUUACUAUAUGAGCUCUGUGCUUUACAACCGCCGUUUCAAGCAAAAUCACAACCUAUUUUGGCGCUAAGAAUCAGCGCUGGCACGAUCUCACCUAUACCAUCACGGUAUUCGGAUGAACUUCAUAAUAUUAUUAGAGCAAUGUUAAUGGUUGAUCCGAACAAAAGGCCUACGACUGCAGAAUUAAUGAAGAAGUUGAAUCCCAUUAGGGAUAUAACAUAUCGAGAAGAGGAGCUUAAGCAACGAGAGGUAGCUUUAAACGGACGUGAAAUAAUGAUAGCAACCAAAGAGGAAGAACUAAGACGAGGAUUUACAGAACUUCAACAACGCAAACAACAAUUAGAAUUUGAAAGACAACAAUUUACCAAUGAGGUUAACCUUCACACAGAGCAGUUUAGUAUGGAAGUUCAACGAAAAAAUGAAGAAUUUAAAAUCGAAUAUUCAAAUCUCUUGCAACAAAAAGAAGAAUUAAAUAACAGCUUUCUAGAGCUUAAGCGACAAAAGGACUUGCAAGAGCAAAUCUUUCAAAAUCAAGAAUCAGAGUUAAAACGACGUCAUGAUGACCUUCAGCGUCAAAUUGACGAAUUUAAUAAGACGAGAAAUGCAGUAUUGCUUCAGGUUGUUACACAAGUUGAAGAAACUAUUACAAGUAAAGAAGUCAUAUCGCUUCGCAAUCCAUCCGAAAAUCAGGAAAAGGAAAAUAUAGAUUUUUCGUCUUCUAAGGUAGACUCGAACAAAAAGAGUGAAACUGCCGUCUCGAAAGGCUUUCGUACGCAAAAAAAAAUUGCAUCAAGUUUAAAUGGUGGGGCAGUUGUAAAACCUUCCGUCCUACGGCAAGAAUUACCAAAGACCAGACUGAGAAAGUUAAUAUAUCCCCCAUUAGAAGCACGACCUAGAAAUAGUGCAUCAGUAUCAAGCAUGAUUCCUCAAAAACGAUUACAGCAGAGUUCACAAGGAUCCAGU
Messenger RNA from Dentiscutata heterogama, 1590 nucleotides. The record is from the annotation of a GenBank genome assembly. NCBI's taxonomy places the organism in Eukaryota, Fungi, Glomeromycota, Glomeromycetes, Diversisporales, Gigasporaceae.